UGAGGGGUGGGUUUCGGCCUCGGCGGAGAUCACACUGUUCUCACGACAACACACAACUUUCCGAACCGACCGGUGUCGACCGAAGAAGGGAAGGUCGGUUCUGUCCGAGUUGGAGGGGGCGAGGCUUCCGAUUGUUUGUGGAGAUGCGUCUCAUCGCAGCAUCCGGAAUGCCAAACGUUGCCGGGGAGGAGUCAGCCGGUCAGUGACAAUGCUUUUGAACGCCUUGCCUAGCCAUCAUGUGUGACUUGACACCCAUCACUCAACGAUAGCUCCAAGCUCACCAUCAUGGCCGCCUCCAAGUCCCAUCCCAGGAGCCAGCAGGUGGCCGAGCAGGUUCAGGAAGAACUCAACGGCACCCCGUACAAGCUCACAUCUCUUGAACCCUUGUCAGGAGGACUUGCCAAUUUCCUCUUCAGAGGUCGUCUCACCAAUCCGUUACCCGACUCGUCCCACAAUGUUGCCAUCAAGCAUGGGGAGAGCUUCAUUGCUGGAAUGCCCGAAAGUGACUGGGUGAUUCCCACAACUCGCUGCCAAGUAGAGGAAGAGUGUCUCAAAGCCGUUCAAAGCAUGCCAAUUCCAGAAGCGCCCUGUGUGACCCGGACACCCAAACUCUACUACUACAACUCGGAUACCAACACUCAAGUCCAGGAAUAUCUCCCAGAUGCCAUCAGUCUCAAGGACUACGCCCUCAAGCACUUCUCCGCAGCCCGUGAUGUGUCCAGAAAACCAGCAUGUCUCGACAUUGGCAAGAGUCUAGGCAUAUGGCUCCGCAGUUUCCACCACUGGGCAAAUCAGUCAGAGCAGUCUGGUCUGCGUGGAGCACUAAAGUUGAAUGCCAACCUCCAAGAACUGAGACACAUGACGAAUUACCAGACGUUGGUUAGUGAUGUUGACACUUGUCCAGAGAUACUCUCGGAUGCAAAGGAGGUCUUUGAGAAAGUGGAAAAAAUGGCAGCAGAAGAACGUGGGAGCGGGAAGUUGGAAGUCAUACAUGGUGACUUCUGGACGGGAAACACACUUCUCGCAGACCGGCCCCUUGAAGAUGGCAAACGCCCAAAUAUCUUCAUCGUAGACUGGGAAAUGUGCCAGCUCAACGUCCACCCCCUUGAUCUAGGGCAAAUGAUGGCCGAACUCUACGAACUAUUCCUCUUCAAGGGCAUCGAAGAAGGCAAGUGGAUCAUCGAGGGCUUUGUCUCUGGUUACGGCAACAUCGACGACAAAUUCGCCUAUCGCAUUGCCAUCCAACUCGGCACUCACCUCAUCGUCUGGGGAUCUCGCGCCCAAGGCUGGGGUACAGAAGAGCAAGUCGCAGAAGUGAUGGCGAAAGGCAAGGAAAUCAUUGUCAAGGCGUGGCAUGAAGAUCGCACGUGGUUUGAGGCAGGGGAUUUGGCUUGUCUGUUUAGUGGCAGGUCGUGA
Podospora pseudocomata is the source of this 1416-nucleotide messenger RNA. RefSeq lists its product as uncharacterized. The transcript has 4 exons. Lineage: Eukaryota; Fungi; Ascomycota; Sordariomycetes; Sordariales; Podosporaceae. The coding region runs from base 286 to 1416 and encodes 376 amino acids. The record is from RefSeq and is a predicted model, not a curated record.